Messenger RNA from Harpegnathos saltator (Jerdon's jumping ant), 1614 nucleotides. Its product is annotated as GPN-loop GTPase 2. The record is from RefSeq and is a predicted model, not a curated record. Gene Ontology annotation, molecular function: GTPase activity. The coding region runs from base 582 to 1457 and encodes 291 amino acids. The transcript has 7 exons. NCBI's taxonomy places the organism in Eukaryota, Metazoa, Arthropoda, Insecta, Hymenoptera, Formicidae. Gene Ontology annotation, cellular component: cytoplasm.
UAUGAUCACAAUUAUCCUAAGCGCCUUAGUGGUUUCUUUAUUUAUCUACUAGAUGGCGCUUGUCGCAGAAACGCGCAAACUGCUUUGUGUCAUCAUGCUGAUCAUCGCAAAAUUAGGUUAGGCUCUUGGUUCCGAUAUCGUUCUGUGAAUUUUCACAGGUAUGUGUAAAAAAAUAUGAAUGAACGCGCGUGUGCUCUCGUUACAAACGGUAAUCAUACGGAUAUCGUUUUGAUACCGUACAGUAAUCGAACGCUGUUGAUUAUAACGCACUUCAAAAAGUUUGGAACAUUAUUGACGAUAAACCGUGAUUCAUCUAUUAACGGUGCAUCUGUAGAUGAUGUACCUCUAAAUACUAAUAGCGAUGUAUUUACAAUAAAGACACAUUUUGGUAGUGAUAACAAUGACGUUCACGUAGCUGCCAGAUACAUAGCACAACGAAUUGACAUUGAGAAGCCAUUAUUCUUGUCAAUAGCAUUAAAGGAUUAUAACAUAGAGACUCUAAAAGCUAUUGUCACUGCCAUAAAUCAGAUAAAACCGUGGUAAUUAAAAAAAGUUAGAUAAAACACUACAAUCUUAUCGCCAUGAGCAUAAUUUUUGGUCAACUGGUUAUUGGCCCACCUGGCAGUGGGAAAACAACAUACUGUAGUGCAAUGUCCAAGUUUUUGGAAUCCAUUGGCAGAAAAGUGGCUGUUAUUAAUAUUGAUCCAGCAAAUGAAAACAUGGAGUAUACCCCAACUGUAGAUAUCUCUGAAUUAAUCCAACAUGAAGAAGUCAUGACACACUUUGGCCUUGGACCAAAUGGCGCUUUAAUUUACUGUAUGGAGUUUUUAGAAACUAAUGUACAGUGGCUGAUUGCCAAAAUUUUGAAUUUGAAAGAUUACUACAUCAUAUUUGACUGCCCAGGUCAGGUUGAGUUAUACACACAUCACAAAUCAAUGAGCCAGAUAGCAGAAAAAUUGAAUCAGAAUGUAAUGAGAUUGUGUAGUGUACAUCUUGUAGAUUCUCAUCAUUGCAGUGAUCCUGGAAAAUAUCUGUCGUCUCUGAUUCUUUGCACAACAACAAUGUUACAGCUAGGUUUGCCUCAUAUAAAUGUUAUGACAAAGUUUGAUGAAAUGACAAAAUUUAGCAAUUGCUUAGCUUUUAAUGUAGAUUUUUAUACGGAAGUACUGGACCUGAAUUAUCUUUUGGAGAAAUUGGAUGAAGAUCCCUCAACUUCAAAGUAUAAAAAAUUAAACGCAGCAUUGGUAUCAAUAAUUGAAGACUACAGUCUUGUUAGUUUCGUACCACUAGAUAUUUCCAACAAAGCAAUGUUAUUGAAAGUGAAAAAUGCCGUGGACAAAGCUAACGGAUAUAUUUACGGUGGUAACGAGCCGCAAGAUGUUCAAACGCUACUCGCAUAUGCAGUUGGGGCCAUCAGUGAAACCGAGAAAACGUCGACAUUGGAUGAAUAUUUAUGAAAAUAUUUUUCAUUUCAAUUCUUUAAUUUUGAAAUUUAACUUACGCUUAUUUCUCAUUUAAUACAUAAAUCGCCGUUACAUUUGUCAUUAUAUAACAAUAUUUUGAUGCACUGUGUAUCAUAUCUAUAAACAACAAAUGCCACAAAGCUGACAAAAA